AUGUCGUCCAGUUCAUGGAUCUUGGAAGAGACCACCUUACCAAAACUUGGUUGUCUCGGCCAAGGCGACUAUGGCUACAUCUCUCUCGUUCGAACCCCUGAUGGUAUGCUCAUGGCUAAGAAAACAUCUCUCCGCAAAUACUCAGAGAAUCUGGAGAAAGAAUUAAGGAUCUUACAUCACUUCAACUCCAUCAAUUUCAAGAUCGUAAGACCCACAAGCCCUCUCAUCUAUCACGAAACCAUGCCCGUCAAUGUCAAGGUCAGCUCUAUCUACAUGGAAGUCGCACCGCAUGGUUCACUCAAAGACAUGCUAACCAAAGCCGGUGGGAGAUUACCGGAGAACGUGGUCGGGUAUUGCACACUCAUGAUUCUUAAAGGGCUCAAGGAUCUUCACCAGGCAGGUUACGUCCACUGUGAUCUCAGGCUAGAGAACAUACUCAUCUUCAAGACCUACACUCAUGGAGAGCUUUGUGAACUCAAACUUGCUGAUUUCGGUUUAUCCAAGGAGCCUAAUGGACCUAUACCAUUGGAAGGGUCUCUGUUCGAGGGAAGCCCGGAUUACUUGGCUCCAGAGGCGGUCGGGCCAGAUAGGAUUAUCUCGCCGGCGGUUGAUAUAUGGUCUUUAGGUGUUAUGGUGGUUAAGAUGUUGGGGCCGCCGCCUAUUGUUAUGCUAAGAGGAAGAGUUAUUUUCCUGUCGGAGGUUCUAUCAUCGAUGGCUUUCGACUUUGUGAGCAAGUGCACUGUGCGUGAUCCGGCGGGUAGAGCCACCGCAGAGGAUCUGCUGAGCCAUCCUUUUGUUAGGCAAAGUAUUGGGGUUCCACCGGUUGAGAUGCUUCCGGUUCCUGCUUGCUUAAGUGACGGAGUGGUUCAAGGAAGGUUUAUCUAG
This is a messenger RNA of Camelina sativa (false flax), 885 nucleotides long. RefSeq names its product mitogen-activated protein kinase kinase kinase 20-like. The record is from RefSeq and is a predicted model, not a curated record. Gene Ontology annotation, biological process: signal transduction; protein phosphorylation. Lineage: Eukaryota; Viridiplantae; Streptophyta; Magnoliopsida; Brassicales; Brassicaceae. Gene Ontology annotation, molecular function: ATP binding; protein kinase activity.